GUCAAUUGUAUUCUGUCAAGUAUCAUUUUUUGAUUUUCUACAACAUGUUGAACUAGUGAGAAAAGUCGUCUAUUUUUAUAUUUAUUUAUAUAUUUAUAUUUAUUUGAGUAUAAAUGUUUUUAUUUCUUCACUUUAAGUUAUAAAGUGUUAAAAAUAUAACUUUUUAUUAUUUUUACGAGAUAAUGUCAUUCGACAAAAGCAAUACAUAUGAAGCUCUUAAUAGAAUUGGAAGGGGAGCGUAUGGAACAGUUUAUAAAGCUAAAGAUAGGAAAACAGGUAAUGAUGUAGCUUUGAAACGAGUAUGUGUACCAUUAACUGAAGACGGGAUUCCAAUGAACACAUUGCGAGAAAUUGCUUUACUUCGUCAACUAAAUACAUUCGAUCAUCCAAAUAUUGUACGUCUCUUAGAUGUAUGUCAUGGACAACAAAUGGAAAAAGAACUCAUCAUGUACCUAGUGUUUGAACAUGUAGAACAAGAUCUAGCUACAUACAUAGAAAAAAAUUCAAAAGGUUUCUGCUCAAUAGAAAUUCGUAAUCUUGCAAAAGAGAUACUCCAAGGAGUCGACUUUUUACAUAGUAACAGAGUCGUACACAGAGAUUUGAAGCCUCAAAAUUUGUUAGUAACACAUGAUGGUCAUAUCAAAUUAGCAGAUUUUGGAUUGGCUAAAAGCUAUGAUUUCGAAAUGCAGUUAACUUCUGUGGUGGUCACAUUAUGGUACCGAGCACCGGAGGUUCUUCUAGGUCUCACAUAUGCAACACCGGUUGAUAUUUGGUCUAUUGGUUGUAUAAUUGUGGAGUUGUAUAGCCUCAAACCUCUAUUUUGCGGUUGUUCCGAAGGCGAUCAGCUCAGCAAAAUUUUCAGAAUAAUUGGUAAACCAUCAGAGAAAGAAUGGCCAGAAGAAAAUGUGUCCAUAAAAUGGAAUUCUUUUGACGUUAUUAAUACAAUCACCAUAGAAGAGAUAAUACCGAACAUUUGUGAAACGGCUUGUGAUUUGGUUAUGAGUAUGCUUACUUUUGAUCCGAAGAAAAGGGUGUCAGCACUUCAGGCAUUGAAUCAUCCGUUUUUCACUGAAGAACCUCUGAACACGUAAAUACAAUGAAAAUCGUUUAGGCAAAAGAAUUUUAUAGAAAACUGUAAGAAAUUUUUGUGAACAUUUUGCUUAAACAUUUUUUUUAUAUAGUUUGAUUGCAGUUUAUUUUUUUUCUCCCAGGGGCCGUUCAUAAAAUACGUCACGCUAAAAUCAGUUUUUUCUGACCCCCUCCCCCCAAUGUCACGCUUUCUGUGACCCCCCCUAUAAAUAUCGUCACAAAAACUUACCCCCGCCUUUAGAUGGUAAAUUUCAUUUGAUAGUACACAAAUUUUGAAAAUUUAAAUAUUCAUUUAGUUUUUAUAAUAAAAUAUGAUAAAUAUCUUUCACAACAAAUAAAUAAAUAAUAUUUUUAUUAAUCAGAAGUCCAAGAAUUCUGUAAAUGCGCCGAAAUAUCUAUAAUAGGUAUUGCAGCAUAUUCUUCUUCAUUUAUUUCAAAACUACCCUCCACUUCAUCGUCAUCUAUCCAUUCUGCAUUUUCCAUGCCAGCUUCAGGCUGAAGUUUCACUGCAAGACGGGCAAAUAAAUUAAGAUAUUUACCAUCUUCAGAAUUCACUUUCAAUACCUUUAAUCUGUUUUGAGUUUUUUGUAAUUUAAUUGGUGGAGGCAAAAAUCCGUUUGGUAGUAAAAUUCUCAAACUACUUCUAGUUUGGCCACAGCAGUCUUUGUCUGAGCAUUUCAAUAUUUGUAAUAAGUAUUGUGAUUCACAAACAUGUUUGUGGUACCAAUCAUUAAUUAAUAUUUGUGCAUCAUCACUAUCUUCUUCUUUUGGUGCAAUAUACUCUGCAUCUACGUCAUAACCAUUGACUUUUAAUGACUUCCAAAUACUAGCUAAAGUUGUCCCUGCAUAUUCAAAGUUUUUUUUCUCAAAAUCUUUAUCUACAGUUUUACCGUAAGAAUCUAAAUGUGACCCAUAAUGCUCGUAAGGCAAAAUUAAGCCAGCAAGCUCGUGACUUAAUGGAGCCAUUCUCCUUUCUACAUGAUUGUAAGCACUCCUGCUGGUGCAUUUGUAACAACAAAUAAAGCAUCUAAAUUAAAAUCACGAAAAUGCUGGAUAGCAUAGAAUAUUACUUUUUUAUAACGAGGAUUUUCGUCAGGGCCCCCAUCAGCAGAAAUGAUCACAACAGGUUUUGGCGAUCCAAUAUUGUUGUAGGCCAAACUUUUAAAUGACUCCAGUUCAAAAAUUUGUUUGAAAUCAUCAGCAUGUGUCUUGGCUAUCGAACUAGAAUGUUUGCCACUUCGAAUAGCUAUAAAUGUUGGUCCUGAAUAAGUUACUUUUGAAGGAUUUCUGCUACAUCCGGUUGCUCAAGACAAACAUCCUCAAGCUUCCUUUUUUUUAUUGCACGGGAUUUCGAUGAUCUUUGUUGAGCUAAUUGUUUACGCUUGAGAGAUUUUUUUUUCAGUUUCUAUUUUUUCUUUUCUUUUAGUUUAUUUAUUUCUUUAUCAAGUCCAGCUGUAGACAAUCCAGAAUCUCUUUGCAAAAGUAAUGAAUUUAAACUUGAUUCCAUAACUGAAAUUUUUUUUGCUCUCAUCUUGGGCGGGUGGAGCAGUUUUUGAACAAUGCAUUUGAACAGUAAAAAAAAUACUUAUUGAAAAUAUUUUAAUGAACAGCGAACGUCACAUUGUCAUACACCCCCCGUCCCCCCUUGUCACACUCAGCAAGAGCCCUCCCCCCUUAAGUGCGAACGUAUUUUAUAAACGUCCCCCCAGUUGUAUGUGUAUCAUUUAUUUUUUAAGUAAAAAAGAAGUAUUUUUGUAA
This is a messenger RNA of Diorhabda sublineata, 2847 nucleotides long. It is a transcript of the gene Cdk4, whose product is annotated as cyclin-dependent kinase 4. The transcript has 7 exons. Gene Ontology annotation, cellular component: nucleus; cytoplasm; cyclin-dependent protein kinase holoenzyme complex. The record is from RefSeq and is a predicted model, not a curated record. Gene Ontology annotation, molecular function: ATP binding; cyclin-dependent protein serine/threonine kinase activity; cyclin binding. Gene Ontology annotation, biological process: regulation of G2/M transition of mitotic cell cycle; protein phosphorylation; signal transduction. Bases 183 to 1091 code for a protein of 302 amino acids. Lineage: Eukaryota; Metazoa; Arthropoda; Insecta; Coleoptera; Chrysomelidae.